AUGGCCGAGCGGUCUAAGGCGCCAGACUCAAGGGAUUCCUUGCCUGUCCAACAGCGGCGCGUGCGCAGCGCGUAUGUAAUGGUGCGCGCCUUGAAUGCGGUGCUGCUGGUGGCGGUCGCACUUUGCCGCGCCGCACCCCUCGAUUCUGAAUUAGGGGUCGGUAAAUCCAUCAAUAUUUUUAUGAGAUAUGGCUACCUUAGUAUAUGUAUGCGGGUGGUGCCUAGAAACGACACAGACACGUGGGUCUUUCGGGAGCCCACAGUCAGCGUGUUUCGCGACGUGGAGAAGUUCUCUGUGGCGCCGAAGCCGCGGCACGCGAAGACACUUUUCGAUGGCGAUUUCCACAUGGAAUUCUGCGAUAACCUGAAGCAGUUGUUGCAGGCUUACUUUAGAGAUUUUAGCUUUGAAAGAUUAGAGCGUCCCUGGCGGGCGUUCACGGCUGGCUGGCCCACCGAUAUCAUGGCUAGAAACCUCGGCAUCAACUCCUCAUUCAUCAAUGGAGAUCAUUGUUAUGUCCUCGUUAGGGUGUCAAGAUAUCGCGAAACGGCGAAGUUAAGCGACUUACCACCGAACAUUCCCGUUGAGGACGUCGUAUUUGACGCAAUACAGGACACGACGAUAGGAGACACGGUCUCCAUCGCAGACUUCAUUAGGAAAUAUGGAUCGCACUAUAUCGCCUCCUACAUAACUGGGAAUUCAUUAUAUCAGGUAUUUGUAUUCUCCCGCGGCGUGUACUCGCGGAUCAAAGAGCGCGUAAAGUCGAAGGGCGUAACUGAUAUUCCGGCGGCGGAAAUGAACAAUUUAUUUUCGCCCCUAUUCGCCGAGCACGUUGGUGCUGUGAAGGUGUUUGUGUUCUCUAGAACCGCAUACUCUAUGAUCAAAGAGAGACUUAAAAGCAAGGGCGUGGCAGAUAUAACUGCCAAAGAGCUGGAAGGGUACUUCUCGCCCUGGCAGGCCAAGCAUAUUGGCCAAAUUAAGGUAGCGAGCGGAAAUAAAACCGUUGAAAGCUGGGCAAUGAAGCGCCUAAGGGUACACUACUACAUUUUCUCGUACCCAAGUCUUCUAAAAUUGCACGGAGAACCGGCGCUAUUAAGAAAUCUAGACACAUUACUAGGAAACGAAGCCUUAUUACAAUUAGAAUUAAAGACGUUAUCGCCUGCGUUCAAAGACGUACAAAAGAGACAAUGGUUCGAAGAAGUUAUAGACAAUUAUUUGAAAUUGUGGGAGAGUAAUAUGUGA
This is a messenger RNA of Leptosia nina, 1239 nucleotides long. The record is from the annotation of a GenBank genome assembly. Lineage: Eukaryota; Metazoa; Arthropoda; Insecta; Lepidoptera; Pieridae.